Molecule: messenger RNA, 1118 nt
Organism: Dentiscutata erythropus
Lineage: Eukaryota; Fungi; Glomeromycota; Glomeromycetes; Diversisporales; Gigasporaceae
Source: the annotation of a GenBank genome assembly
AUGGGGUUUUUUGUUGUGUGUGUAGUUAGAGAAACAAAAACCAUUAUUCCAGACAAGGUUGUAAAAGUGUUGCAAACAGAAACUUCACAGUUUUAUGAAAUUUUUGAUACAGCUACGAAUGAUCAAUUUGAAGAUUGUGUAGUUCGAGUAUUUUUAAGAAAGCCUCCAGAAAAUUGGGUUUAUGUAGAAGAAGGGUUGGAGGAUAUAGCAGAGACUAGCAUCCAAGAAUCUCAUCAAAAUUCAAAUGCAUUUGAGCUUCUUAUGAAAAAUUCACAAAAUAUCCAUCUUCCUGAACUAAAAAAAGAGAAUACUCACAGAGAUUUACUUUAUAAUGAUAUUAUUCGCUUGUUUCAAAAUAAAGAAGUUGGAUGGAAAAAUGCAAAACAUAAUACAAUUGGAAAAGGUUUUAUUGAACGUUUAACAGCAGCCUUAUGGUAUAUAGAUCCACAUCGUACAAAGUUUAUAGCUCGAUCACUUUCACUUGGUGAACUAUUUAAUAAUUUAAAUCAGUAUCAAAAAGACCAACAUUUUAAUCUUUUUUAUCAUACUGGAAAACAUGCUAAAACUAAUCUUAACCGUGAAAAGCUUGAGCAACUAGCUUCUUCAUUAGAACUAUCAGUAGUUCAACUAUGGGCAACAAGUGAUAAUUGGGAAAUAAUUAUUAAUAAAGUUUUUAUCUUAAUAUCCGCAAUGCAAAAAUAUGCAAAAAACUUAGAGCAAAUUAAUCAAGUUAUGAAAGAAAUAUAUAUAAGUGAUUCACCAGCACGUCAGCCAGCUAAUGAUCUAAAAGUAUAUUCAAUUGAACCAUGUCAAAAGAUUAAUAUAAAAUAUCAACAACUUCAGGAUUUUUUAUCUAAUACUAAUGAUUAUAAUGAAAUUAAUUUAGAAAGAUUUUUACCUGAAGAUGCAAUGCAACGUUAUCAUUAUAUUAAAAGUCUUCAAAUCCGAUUUCUAAUUACUUUAUAUUGUUAUUAUCAAAGCAAUUAUCUUGGUACUAUCAACUAUAUUUGGAAAAUUCCAAUUGAUUUUGAAGACCGCUCUGAAACUACUCAAGCACGUGUAAUGGCAGCUAUUCAAGAAAAAUUGCCACAAUAUUUUAGCCAACAAAUGAAAAAAAU